AGCUGCGCUAAACUAAAACGGCUGAACGCUGAUGGUGGCCAUGGAGAGGCUCACAGAUCGUCUACGCACAAGAGCCCACUCCGACGUGCCCCUUGGUUCUCUCUGCGCAUGCGCUGACGAAAGAAAUUCAUCGAGUUAGUGCAAGAAAUGUUGCCAACGUCCCGUGUGUUUCCUGCGGCAGACAUGGGUAAGGUGUACUCGAAGCCGGCCUGUCAGUUUGCGUACGCCGGCGACAUCCACCAGCUUUUAUCCCUGGUCGCCCGAGACCCGAACAGCGUCAACGAGCAGGAUGACGUCACCGGGGACACGCCCCUCAUCGCCGCCUGUCGCCGUGGCAACUUGAGCGCGGUCACAAUUCUGAUGGAGCGCCACGCGGACGUACGCCCACGCAACAAGAAGGGUCGCACGUGUCUACACUACGUUGCUAAGCAGAAGUUCUCUCUUCUGGACCACCUGAUCAUCCUCAUCCUGAUGCCCAUCCUCCUCCUGGGUUACUUCCUCCUGUUACAGAAGCAGCGCCGUAACGAGGCUCUGAUGAAGGAAGUGCUGGACAGCGACGUGGACGUCAACGCGGCAGACUACAAAGGGAACACAGCUCUUCACUACGUUUGUCUGCGGAAACGCCAUCAUUUAGUUCCUCUGUUGCUCCUCAGAGACGCCGACCCUCAUGUCAAGAAUGACGACGGCGAGUCGCCGAUGGACAUCGCCAUGAGGUUAAAGUUCGCUAAAGUAGUGCGGCUGCUGAGGAAGACGCAGUGAUGGAAUCGCUUCACGUGCACGCUCACCCUCACCUGCGCCAUCUGGACUCAAGGACGGAUUUGGCGCCACCUGCGGCGUGAGGCAGUACUAGCCAACCAUUGUGAUUUUGUUUCCUUUUCAUUGAAGUCACGUGUCAUUCUGA
Molecule: messenger RNA, 901 nt
Organism: Phyllopteryx taeniolatus (common seadragon)
Lineage: Eukaryota; Metazoa; Chordata; Actinopteri; Syngnathiformes; Syngnathidae
Gene: ankrd22
Product: ankyrin repeat domain 22
Exons: 7
Coding region: 148-759 (203 amino acids)
Molecular function (GO): protein binding
Source: RefSeq, a predicted model, not a curated record